UAGGGAGCCAGGGCCCCGGGCACCCACAUCCCCUGCCACCUACACACCUAAAGGAUAGGGCCAAGAUGGCUGCUUCUUCCUCAUCCAACUUAGAAGAUGAAAGCUUGAAGGGGUGUGAAGUCUAUGUUCAAAAAUACAACAUUCAACAGCUACUGAAAGAAUGCAUAGUGAACCUGUGCAUUGCGAAACCAGACCGCCCUAUGAAGUUCCUCAGGGAACAUUUUGAAAAAUUAGAGAAGGAAGAAUGCAAACAGAUUUUAGCUCAGCAGAAGUCAAACUCACAGUCAGACUCUCAUGACGAUGAAAUCUCUCCCCCGCCUCCGAACCCUGUGGUUAAGGCCCGUCGCAGAAGAGGAGGAGUCAGUGCAGAGGUUUACACUGAAGAAGAUGCAGUCUCCUAUGUUAGGAAGGUUAUUCCAAAGGACUAUAAGACGAUGACUGCCUUGGCAAAAGCAAUCUCCAAAAAUGUACUUUUUGCCCAUCUUGAUGACAAUGAGAGAAGUGAUAUAUUCGACGCCAUGUUCCCUGUCAAUCAUAUUGCCGGAGAGACAGUCAUACAGCAAGGUGACGAGGGAGACAAUUUCUAUGUCAUUGAUCAGGGAGAAGCCGAUGUCUAUGUAAACGGUGAGUGGGUGACCAACAUUGGAGAAGGAGGAAGCUUUGGAGAACUUGCAUUAAUCUAUGGCACACCAAGGGCUGCAACUGUCAAGGCCAAGACAGACCUCAAGCUUUGGGGCAUAGAUAGGGACAGCUACAGAAGGAUUCUAAUGGGCAGCACGUUGAGAAAGCGGAAGAUGUAUGAAGAAUUCCUGAGCAAGGUCUCCAUUUUAGAAUCACUAGACAAGUGGGAACGUCUGACAGUGGCAGAUGCUCUUGAACCAGUUCAGUUUGAAGAUGGAGAGAAAAUCGUUGUUCAGGGCGAGCCUGGGGAUGAUUUCUUUAUCAUAACAGAGGGCACAGCAUCUGUAUUGCAGCGCCGAUCUGACAAUGAAGAAUAUGUGGAAGUUGGAAGACUUGGGCCAUCAGAUUAUUUUGGUGAGAUUGCCUUGUUGCUGAAUCGUCCCAGAGCAGCAACUGUUGUUGCUCGAGGGCCGCUUAAAUGCGUCAAGCUGGAUCGACCUCGCUUUGAACGAGUUCUUGGACCAUGCUCGGAAAUCCUCAAGAGGAACAUUCAGAGAUACAACAGCUUCAUUUCUCUCACUGUCUAAGAGCGUCCUCUUGGGAAUGUGAUGUUUGUUUUACCCUGUGAACUCCAGUUUGACCUGUGCAGUUACAUAGCUUUAUAAGAAAAGGAAAUUGUGCAUUCAAUGUCAAUUUUUAUGGUCAUGUAUGCUGCAUCAGUCAUAAAUUUUCAUUUGUCAUUAUGGGUACACAGAAAUAUCAUGCUUGGGAUGGGAUAGGCCAGAGAUUGGCAAACUGCUGUUUUCUAGGCAUUGGUAUAAACUCAAGGGUUUUUUGAAUUGUACUAAAAGGGACUUAAAACUGAUAAAAAACUACCAAUUGUGUAACAGGAACUGCUAGAAAAAUACAGAAGAUACAUGCACACUCACAGUCAGAUAACACAAACUUUUGGUUGCCAACACCAACUUUAUUAUUUAAUUAUUUGGGUCCCCCUUCUAGAACUACCAUUGCUGCAUCUAGGGAGCCUUGCAUCUAGGGAACAUUGCUCCUAAGAAUUGUAAGUAGUGUUACGUAGCUAAAAACAGAAAAAGAACCGCUAAUAUAUAGCCUCUAUCUAUUUGCCUGUCUUCAACCCUGGAUCUCGUGCUCUUGUACAGUCCUUCUACCUUCCAUGCACCUUUUAUCAGUAGUUGUGGGAGUUAAUUCACUACAGGCUAGGGAUGGGAUGUAGGAGAUAAUGUGUCACUUUGUGGUUCCUUCCUAUUCUGUAAGGGUUAAACUAGCAUGGGGGUUUAUGGGCCAUGUUUAUUAAAUUUAAUACAGGAAAAUGUCACUACUUCUUAGAACCACUUCUGUGACAGGAGAUGAGGAAAGUGGAGCUUUACUCAUGGCUAUAGGCAUAAUUUUUCAAGUCAUUGGUCUCAUUUAAAGCUGGAGAGUUUAAUUGGAUAUAAAUGUUCUCUCAAACUAAAAAGAAUUAAGCUGCGCUUGCUACAAUCUCUCAUUUGAAGUUCCGUAUCCCAUAAUGCACUUUUAAUGAUGCCAAGGGAUUCAGGCCCUCCUGUAUAAAUGAGCAGUAUCCUGCGACUCAGAGCAAUGUGUAGGGGCCUGUAUGCCAUGGGAGCCAAAUGUGUUUAUUUUCUUUCCUACAAACUUGAUCUGCGGAGAGGUUACGUAUCAAAGUCGCCUGGUCUCACAACCGUGGAAAAAUGUUGAAUAUUUAACAGGGAAAAUUCCUUCUUUAAAAGCAUGGCAUUCAUUCUUAUUCCUUGAUAAGAUCUGCUGCUACAUUUCCUAGUUUUCCAAUAGAAUCAUUCAUAUGUAAUUCCCUGAGCAAUACCCCAUCCAAGGAGGGUUUUUUUAACACAAGUUUCGCUUUUGAAGUUUCCAUAAGAAGCUGGGCAAACACAGCCUGACAAAUCAUUACAGACACCAUGGAGGAGGAAGUACUAAAUAAUCUCAGGGGCCCUCAUUUUCCAGUGGCAUAUAGGGAAUUCUGAUUAAUAAAGUAGCCCUCAAGUAAAUACAUCUAGUGCAGAUUAAUCAAAGUGCAUUGGUAGGUUGUUCCUUUACUAGAAAAACAAACCCACACUGGCAGCUGAAAAGAAAAGUUGUCAUGGGGGAAAUAGUUUUACCAGUUGAAUAUACGGGGUGAUAGAUGUCUGUAGCUUGGGCAAUAGUGAUCUUUAAACUGUAGGCUUUCACAAAUGUAAUCACUAAGCUUGACCUGAAUUUUUCUCUGCACCCAUGUAUAUUUUGCCCUUCAGUUUCAUAACCAGGCCUGGACUGGGAAUCUGGAUUCUGGCAAAUGCCAGAGGGGCUGCUGUGAGAUGCCAUAGACAGUCACUAUUUAUUGGGCUGUUUGGGCCUCUGUGUAAUUGAAAUGCCAGGGUUUGUUUUGAAUCCCAGUUUGGACCGGUUCAUAACUGCCCACAUUUUCCAAGUGCUUAUGUAGGUAAAUUUGGAAUGUAAUGCUGGUUUUUUACACAUGCAGCUUUCAAAUGGGCCCCUCUCUUUAAUUUUGAGCGGGUCUCUAAGCUGAUACACACACUUUUGAAUUGAUCACAAUAACAUGGGCACCAGUGGUUUAUUGAAUGUCAUCUCCACUUAAUACACUACCAAAUUCUUCUCAGUAAAUAUAGGGACAUUAAGUUACAUGGGUAUUACUCACACACACAGGUGACCAGCCCCAGUGUACCAGCUUUAGCGGUGUUGCCUUAAAAGGAAUAUACACUACCAGGGUACUAAUCACUUAAACCCCCUACUCUGGCAUGUGUCACCUGGGGAACUGACCCAACACUGCUACUUAUAGGCCAGCUCAUAUCAGCUACCCUACACCUGCCUCACAUUCCAACGGUGUAAACACGGGGGCUAAUUGUACAUUGGCUAAAUCCUUAUUCACAUGGCUACUCUCCCUACUUUAGUAAAGGUGGUCUUCUCGUCUUAGAGUUUUUCCUACUGAGAUCUCCUGCCUCAGCCGCAUAUAGGGAUUCCCUCUUUUAAAUAGUACUCAUAAUUCCCCUGGGCCAGUAAAGACCCACACACAUACACACUGCUUGCCUACAGUAGGGGUGAUUUACAUUCUCACAUUUCUAAGGAAAGUGGGAAUCCCCCUACAGCCAUACUGAUGACACUGAGACCUCAAUUCAUAUAGGAACCUAUAUGAUAUAUUACAUGGAACCAAAAUUGCAAUUGGUCUAAUUUUGAGGUUGUGAUGCCUUACUUAAUUCCCCUACACCAAAUUUUAUAAUGGUAAUGUAAAUGAAAUCUAUUGAGCGUUUCUUCACAUUGUCAAUGUUCAUGUCCUGAGAUGUGAGAAAAUAAUUACCCCUAAAAUAGAAUUUAGCCUAACAUAUAUGUGUGGGUAGUGCAUACUUUAAAUCACACUCCUCAUGAGAGUCUCUCUUCAAGCCAUGCAAGUUGCUAAAAAGGGCAGGCGAGGAGGGGCAGCAGAAGCCCACCAGCUCUUCUCCAGAAGUUAGGAAAAAACUUGACAAGUAUGGAUAAACGAAGAGAGAUUAACCACAGCCUAAGUGAUACAUACUUUGUAAGAAGAUCUCCAGUCUCCCAUGUCAGUAUGACAAAUCUUCGGACUUAAGCUGCCACGUGACAAAUGGACAAUUUGAGAUGAUGGGGGCGUCUAUUGAAAAAGCCAGGCUCCUGACACACUCUUCGUUUAUUUAAACCUACAGGCAGCUUUCAACCCCUGCAUUGUAACUGAAAAUUUCUAGUUGUGGUCCUUUGUGUAUUUUUGAGAGUUAUCAUUAGUGUCUGAAGUAGGUGGCCCUUUCCAGACUUUCCAAGCAAUGCUUUUUUGUAUGAGUUUUAUAUGUCUGCACUAUAUGUUCAGCUCUUGUAGCUUUUUUACAUCAGCUUGGCUAAAGCCGCUGGAAAGAUAAUACUGCAAGCAUGCGAGGCACACCGCAGACAUGCAUUAUUAGACGUUCCAUAUACCUAAAUACUAUGUUUUAAAUACCAGGUUGGGGGGGGAAUGUUUGCCUUUUGCUUAUGCUUAAGACGGUUAUAUAUUUGACAAUAAAUGUCACUUCUGCACUGUAAA
Molecule: messenger RNA, 4681 nt
Organism: Xenopus tropicalis (tropical clawed frog)
Lineage: Eukaryota; Metazoa; Chordata; Amphibia; Anura; Pipidae
Gene: prkar1b
Product: protein kinase, cAMP-dependent, regulatory subunit type I beta
Cellular component (GO): plasma membrane; cAMP-dependent protein kinase complex
Molecular function (GO): cAMP-dependent protein kinase regulator activity
Source: RefSeq, marked provisional